GGCCGCAUGUGGGGCGCAGGCGGCGGAGUCUCCACCUCUUCUGGCAGCGGGAACCUGUGGCUGCCAAGCUCCAUUAAAGCCAUCAGCAGCCGGGGGGACGCGCUCCGCGGCGAAGGCGGGGUGGGCUGCGGUGCUUUAUUUUAAAAGAUAUAGUUUUCUUUUUUCGCCCCCCCUUUAUCCUUUCGCAAGGUUCGGGCUCAGCAGGACGCCUGCGGGCUGAAGCCGGGGUGCCGCCGCCGCGGGCACCGGAGCGCCGGAGGCGGCCCAUGGCUGCACCGCCGGGCGCCGCGCCCCGCUGAGCUCCGCGGGCACAGGCGGCGAUCGCGCCUCUGGCCGAGACACACAGCGGGCACCAUGGUCCGGUGCUGGUGGCUCGCAGGGCUGCUCGUAGCCUGCGCGGCCGCGGAGCCGCGCUGCCGCCAGCAGCUGCGCCACCUGCAGGACAGCGCCGGGAUCGCCGCGCGGCUGCCGCCCCGCCUGGAGGGGCGCUGGGUCUCCACCGGGUGUGAGGUGCGGCCGGGGCCCGAGUUCCUGACCCGAUCCUACCUCUUCUACACCAACCGGCUCUUCAAGGCCCUCCAGUUCUACUACCGGGACCCGUCCUGCCGCGACCCCUCCUACUCGCUGGUCAUCAAGGGCAAGCUCCGGCUGCGCCAGGCCUCCUGGAUCACCCGCGGCGCCACCGAGGCUGACUACCACCUCCACAAAGUGGGCAUCGUGUUCCACAGCCAGAAGGCCAUGCGGGAAGUGGCCUCCUGGAUCAACCAGACCUCUGGCGAGGGCUGCCGCGGGUUCCUGCCCCCGGGGCGCUCCUGGGCUCCCGGAGCCCUGUACGAGGUGCUGAGCGCCAAGACCGAGCGCGACUGCACCGCGGCCUUGGGCUUCGCCAUGCACGAGCUGAGCCUGCUGAGAGUGGAGAGGCACUUCCAGCCGCUGCUGCAGCCGCAGCAGAGCGGGAGCCGGCUGGUGGAGGAGCUCUACCUGGGGGACAUCCACACGGACUGGGGGGAGAGGCUGCACUACCGCCCCACCGGCUACCAGCGCCCCUUGCAGAGCGCCCUGCACCACGUGCACCCUUGCCCGGCGUGUGGGAUUAUCUCCAGGGCCGAUGAGCACCACCCCCCGAUCCUGCCCGCCCGAGCCGCGCUGCCCAUGCAGCUCAGCGGCAGCUGGGUCAGCACCCACUGCGAGGUCCGCCCGGCCGUGCUCUUCCUCACCAGGUACUUCACAUUCCACGGCAAUAACCACACCUGGGAAGGGCAUUACUAUCACUACUCCGACCCGCUCUGCAGGCAGCCCACGUUCACCAUCUACGCCUCCGGGCACUACAGCCAGGGCAUCCCGUCCUCCAAGGUGCGGGGCGGCACCGAGCUGGCUUUUAAAGUCACCCAGGCUCGGGUGACGCCCAUGGACCAGGUGACGGUGGUGAUGCUCAACUCCUCGCAGCCGGGGAGCUGCGGGCUGGCGGGCUCCUGGAGCGCCGGCGUGGAGCAGGAUAUAACACCCACGAACGGAUGUUUGGCUCUGGGCAUCAAGCUGCCCCACACCGAGUACGAACUGUUCAAAACGGAGCAGGACACGCAGGAGCGCAGCCUCCUCUACAUCGGGGAGCGGCCCACGGACGGCUCCAGCCCCGACAGCCCCGACAAGCGACCCACGUCCUACCAGGCCCCUCUGAUCCAGUGUGCUGCAGCCUCAGAGGAAUUCUCCAACUACAUUAGUCUGAAAUACGUGGGAAGAAAGGAUGCUAAUGGGAUCGAAGCACUAAAACCUUUGCCUGUGGCCUUUUUAUUGUUUAUAGCACUUCUGUUUUUAAGAUGGGACUAGUUAUCUCUUCAGGUACAAUGCAGAAUUCAGAUAAAUCUUGGUGCUAGCGUGAUUUUUAUAUCCUCCAAAUGAGCACAUCUGGAAUCAGUUUUACUCAGAUUUGGAAACACUUUUUAAAAACACCCAAUAGCAAAUGAAGCCAAGGAGAUAUGCCUGACUCCACACUGUUUGUCCUGUGGCUUUAUUGCCUAAUCUCCCCUCUUUGCGUGCAAAUUUAAUGUACUGACACGGAUGCACUGCACAUUGCAACAGAUAAUUUAGCAACAUGAGGGGGGGAAAAAGUGACAUCAAUUAAAAUUGCUGCUUUGAGCUUUUGACAUUGCUAAGAUUUAAUCAAGAGCUUGAUUCAGAUGUAAUUCAAACAUCCGAAGUGUUGGCUGCUGAGUUUCUUUGAGGUUAAGUUCCCUCCCAUCACACUCCUUUUUGCUGUUCAUGCAAAUUUCAUCUGCAGAGUCAGUCAGCAAUAAACAGUCAGCAAGUGUUCUUGAGAAGGGCACGGUUCACGUGCCUCUUGCAGUUUACAGAUAUUUUCUGCACUUUGCCUGUGUAUGUCACACACAGGGAGCCACAAACAGUCUUUGCACUUGGAGAUGCCCAGAACAGCCCUCACAGAGGGCUCAACUUUUCCACCUGACCCUGGGCAUAGAUUACAGUAGAUGGAAAACACUUCUAUGCACAGCUCCAAGCCUCAGCAUUCCCUGGCUGCAGCACUGCAUCCCUGCUGUGUUACCCAGCUCUCCAGUGCAGUGCUGGCCUGGCUGUGAGCCAUCAGCAGUGUCCCCGUGUCACUGCUGCCAUGCCCGGCACAGGCACCAUCACCAUGAGCUGUGGGAAGGGGAAGAUCCCUCACCAGCCCUCUCAGGCCAUGCAUUUCCACUGCCUCCUUUGCAGUUACUGGCACAGCAGUUGUUAAUCCAGCUCUCCUCUCAAAGUGUCACUUCCAGCCUCAUUCCUGUACAGAUGUUUUAUAAAUCUGCCUCUGGUGAACAAUGAGCUGAAGAGAUGCUCAGAUCAGACAGCACAGUCAGGUCAAACUGAUUCCUACUGACAAGCAGGACAAACUAUGAAAUUAUAUUCCCUGUCUGCUGCAGCUAAGCAUCACAUAACUUCCUCGAGAAGCCCUUCUCCAGCAGCUAAAUCCUCUCCAAAUAAGCCUAUAUAUCUUAUCCACAAAAGAUAUUUUGUUAAAGCAGCUAUGCAAUAGCCACCUUCUUAAUGCUGUAUUUACGAACUUGCAGCUUGUACUUAGAUAAAUUAUGGGGUUUAUAACACAAAAAUACUUUGGGGGGAUCUGUACAUUAAUAAUUCAAAUGAGAAGCUUAUUAAAUGCAUUACAGUUGUGACAUAAA
Molecule: messenger RNA, 3176 nt
Organism: Haemorhous mexicanus (house finch)
Lineage: Eukaryota; Metazoa; Chordata; Aves; Passeriformes; Fringillidae
Gene: APCDD1L
Product: APC down-regulated 1 like
Exons: 4
Coding region: 355-1827 (490 amino acids)
Biological process (GO): negative regulation of Wnt signaling pathway
Cellular component (GO): plasma membrane
Molecular function (GO): Wnt-protein binding
Source: RefSeq, a predicted model, not a curated record